ACUGUUUCUUUGGGCUGUGCUGCUCUACAUGAUGAAAAGCCUGGAUAUUGGAAGAAAGAAUACAUCCUCAAACAAACAUCUGUCUUCAAAACUAGAAUAAUGUGGCUUGUUAAACCUCUGGCCCCUUAUACAGGUCUUCCAUGUAAAAACAAAGAAGCUUUGAAAGUCUCUGGCUUGAGUUGGACAAUUGUUCUAAAGGACAAAGAUGGAAAAGAGCAUAUAAUCGAGAAGCCAAACCUAUCAUUUAAAGACACAUCUGUUACCAUACUUUGGCAUGGUGCAGUCUGGCCACGCUUAGACAUGCUGUCAACCCUAAAACUAUUUGGAGUUACACCACUGCUUCUUGACCAAAGCAGACCUCUGAGCAAGAACAGACCUCGUCGAUUUUCCUUGAUUGCUGAAUACCAUCUUGCUAACCUGGCUGAAAGUAGUAUAACAGUCAGUGCUGAUGAACUUGUCCAGCUCUUCAGUCUGGAUCCAGGACUCUUAGUAGGGAUUUGGAAGGAGAAAAAUGAAAUUGCUUUUGUUAUGGUGAGUCUUUAUUAUAAUCAACUUUUGGGUUUUGCCACUAUUCAAUAUGUCCCUCCAGCUAAUAAACCUUUACUGGAUGAUAUUGUCCUGGAAUAUGGACUGCAUGGUUAGAGUUUGCAUCUGGAUCUGCAUGGCAAAAGCUGCAGAUACCUGUGUGGAACUUUCAAGGGCCUCUUCUGCGGGAGAGGUGAUAUUGAAAAUGGGUACCUGAGGCUCACAUUUGUAGGCUUAAAGGAUAUUAGGAAGCACCUGCCUAUUAUUGGGACACUUGGCAUAUGCUGGGAAACAGAUGUGUUUAAAGGCAGUGUGAAGGACUGCUUCAUGAUGGAUUUGACUCUGUUGGAUGAAAGUGGAAAGCCCUCCUGGUGUUUUAGUAGUCCAGUCCACAUGGAACUGUCUUUCAAGGCAUCUGGCCUUUUUGACUACAUGGGUCAUAUCUAUACUGCAGACUAUGCAGAUUCAGAGGGCAAAGUCUGUGUUGAGUUUGUAAGGUUCGAAGAAACCAGGGAAUAUGUCAUAGUCAGAUUGGUGCUUUAUGUGAGCACCAUAAAGGUAAAUAGCUGGUAUGGAACAAAUUACUGA
Malurus melanocephalus (red-backed fairy wren) is the source of this 1113-nucleotide messenger RNA. RefSeq names its product F-box only protein 15-like. The record is from RefSeq and is a predicted model, not a curated record. Lineage: Eukaryota; Metazoa; Chordata; Aves; Passeriformes; Maluridae.